CGUAAAGGUGAGCUCCACUGCAUUACUUCCGCGCUCGUGAGAACUUCUGAGUUCACGUCAGCAGGAUUUGUGUCAAUAAAAGAAAAGACAGGAUAAGAAAGUAAAAGUAAAAAUCUCCUGCUUAUGAGAGCCCGAGAGCAGCCAUGGCUGAGUCCCAGCUCGAGUGCAUGGAAGACGGCCGGAUCGGUCAGAACGUCCCGGAGUCCAGGCCGGAGUUUUACUACAGUGAGUCGCACCGCGCGGCGCUCGAGGAGCUGCUGAGGAACGGAGACGGUGCCUUCAAGUCGCGCCUGCACGAGGACAACGCCAAGGAUUUCCUCUCGGCGCGCGAGAUCAAAGCCAUCCAAGGCACGGUGGAGCAGUACAGCGCGCACGAGGCCGGCGGCGCAGCGGAUCGGGAGCGCGCAGCCAAGUCGGCGUCUUUACGAUCGACCUACUGGCCUGAGAUGUCCGACACCGAGGUGCCGGUUCUGGACAUCGGCUGGCCGAAUACCGGCUUCUUUAAAGGGGUCACACGCGUAAUGGUGCACACACACCCGCCCAAAGACAACGGGCCACACAUUAAAGAAGUUGUCCGGAGGCUGAUCCAAGACGCACAUAAGGUUAUCGCUAUUGUGAUGGACCUUCUCACAGAUCUACAGAUCCUACAAGAUCUGCUGGACGCGGCUUCCAGGCGUAGUGUUGCUGUCUACAUUAUACUGGACAGUAAGGGAGUGCCGCACUUCCUCGACAUGUGCAGCAGAUUGAAGCCAGGCCCUCAGCAUCUCCAGACUAUCCGUAUCCGCAUGCUGAGAGGUUUAGGACUCGACCUGUCGUUUGGGAGGAUCCCUGGGAGUUUGAACGACAAAUACAUGAUUAUAGAUGGAGACAAAGUGAUGUUUGGAUCUUACAGCUUCUCAUGGAGUUCAUCACGUAUGGACCGAAACAUAAUCACCAUCAUGUCAGGACAGAUUGUUGACUUCUUUGACCGGGACUUCAGGGAGCUUUAUGCCAUGUCACGCGAGCUCAACCUCUUCAAGGAGUUCAGCAUCAGUAAACAGAAUACAACAGCAUCAACCCGGGCGACUAUAACGACACGGCCUGCGCUGCCCGCCACCUCCCGCUUCAAUGUGAGUCUGGGAGACAAGGGGACUCUGAAAGUGCCCGCUCACAAAUACCACAACCCCAAAUACCUCUUAGCGCUUGGCAACCUUCCUGAAGACAUCAGCACUCCACAGGCUCUGCUCAGUAAAAUGGAGGAAUCGAUCGAAAAGUUUGCAGCAGAGGGAAAUCCAGUGGAAGAAGACGAGAUAUUGGAAUCGCAGGCCCCACCUUUGUCUCCGAAGGGGGGAAAAAGGAACGGAUUGUCUCGGAUGUCUUUGAAGAAAAGAUUACCUGACAUGCAAAGCUUGAAACAAAAAACAGCUAGUAAGAAGAAGGAGGGGAAAGCGGGUGAGGGAGAUCCUGGUCCCUCUACGACGACAAAUCUGACACCAGCCACCAGUACGAUUGGAGACAUUACAGAGAGCCCAGAGAACCCUACUGCUGAAACAAAGAGUAAAAAGAAGGCCAGUAAAAAGGCCAGUAAAAAGAGCAAGUCACCAAAAAGUGAAGAUCAGGGUUCAGAAAGCCAUAAAGACAAGAAGAAGAGUUGUGAAAUCUCCUGAAGACUUGAAUAAAACAAAUACACUUGAAAAAGAAAAGAAAAACUUUCCAAGUUUCCCCUCACUCCAAGAGGCUCAUCUCAUCUCAUUAUCUCUAGCCACUUUAUUCUGCUCUACAGGGUCGUAGGCAAGCUGGAGCCUAUCCCAGCUGACUACGGGCGAAAGGCAGGGUACACCCUGGACAAGUCGCCAGGUCAUCACAGGGCACUCCAAGAGGCUAAUCAGCCUAAUAUUUGCUUGUUUCAUUUUGCAGACUAAUUUAGGAAAUGAGUCUCUCCUGAUAUCUUUGUUGUAAAUACAUUCCCAAAUUUAAUUUCGAGGUAAAGUAGAGAAUAGGAUUUUAUUAUCCACUGAUCAGCCAUACCAUUAAAACAACUGCAGGUGAAGUGAAUAACAUUGAUUAUCUCAUUACAAUGGCACCUGUCAAGGGGUAGGAUAUAUUAGGCAGCAAGAAGAGAACAGUCAGUUCUUGAAGUUGAUGUGUUGGAAGCAGGAAAAAUGGGCAAACUUAAGGCUCUGAGCAGCUUUGACAAGGGCCAAAUUGUGAUGGUGAGAUGGCUGGGUCUGAGCAUCUCCAAAAUGGCACAUCUUCUGGCGUAUUCCCAGUCUGCAGUGGUUAGUGCCUACCAAAAGUGGUCCAAGGAAGGACAACCGGUGAACCAGAGAAAGGGUCAUGGGUGUUGAAGGCUCAUUGAUUCGGAUGGGGCACGAAGGCUAGCCCAUAUGGUCCAAUCCCACAGAAGAGCUACUGUAGCACAAACUGCAGAAAAAGUUAAUGCUGUUUUGUUCACUCAGAGGAAUGAAAUAUGAGCCCGCAUAAACACCCACGAUUUGUGAGCUUUGGUAUCUGAUAAGGGAGAGUCAGGCAAUCGAGCCCUUCCUCCCAGAGAGCACAUACACUUUUGCUAUAUUCUUGUCAAACAAGCACGAAGUCAAGUAGUCAUGUUCAUGUGGGUAUGUUCAUGCCGUCCCAGCAAACAUGCCCACACUGGUGUUUUACAGGUAAGCUAUAGGUAGUGUGGGUCAGGGCAAACGCACAAAAGGGGAACUGAAGUCAUUUUUAAACUUGCUUUAUUUCUGAAUUAACGUUAUUCAGUGACAGUUUCGGUUUUAUUAACCUUAUAUCGUGACUCGUAUUGGCAUAUUAUAUUACACUUAUAAGCCUUUUCGGUUUUUAGCCAUGUUGAAUGUAGUUAGUUUGGUCCACAGCAGGCGUCGCUUAUCCACGAGACUUGUGCGAGACUUCAAACGUGAAGUGUCAGCGCUGCCAUUUUGAAAACUGUUUACAUAGCGGCCAGAUCGCCAUAUAAUUCCGAUUUAGAUUAAUUUCGAGAUUCGCCAGCUUCAUCAGCGAUGGAGAUUAUUCCAUACGACUUCCAACCAGCGUGGAGUAAAGAAGAGUUGGAAAGACGGCAGGAUAAGGACGAGUCCGUCGCGCUGGUUUGUGCGUCAUUACUGUCGCACAAUUAAAACGUGCCAGAUCAGGCGGCUGGUGGGCUUUCAAAAUAAUACAUACAUGCAUGUAUUUUUGUGAUAAAUACAUAUUAUACCGAGCGCAUUUCCCACAUAAUCCUCACUAAGGUUUCUGACAGCACUACAAAAUGGCGUCCUGACUAUAUAGUGAGUAGGGAGCGAUUUCAGACACAGGGAAAACUUCCGGCUUGAUUACAAUGUCUUUUGACAAUGUUGGCAGAUUAUGGUCACUUUGAUUUCCGCUGUAUGUUUUACUUCCAUCCUACGAUGUUUCGCACAGGUCUCAGCGAAUCUUGUUUACGGCCAUUGCUUUGACAUAUGGACUGAUAUAUUACAGAGCAUAUUUCAAACACUCAUAACUUGCUAUAGCAGUGACAAAAUAGCUGUCAGAAAUGCGUUCCUACUUUUUAUAAAAUGCAAUAAAUAGAAUUUUGAUAAUAAAAAAUUUGCCUUCAGGUCCCCUUAAAGUCCCACACAUGGGCACACCCACAAAAAUCCCACGUGGGACCACUGUGGUCUCGCCUGCAUCAGGUUACUGAGGGUUUGCACACUGAUACAACAUUGACCUCAUAGCACUUGCCUGCACUGGCAUGUUUUCUGGCAUCUCUUCUAAAUAACAAGCACAAUAUAACAGAAAUGUUGUCUUUGCCUUGAACUCGGCCUUUCGUUAAUUUUACCAAGUAUCAUCACUUGACAUAACUUUCACUAAUAGGCUGUGUAAAUCUACAGUCUGGACUGGAAAAAAACAAGCCCUUCAUACCUUUCGUUGUAUUUUUUUUUAAACUUAGGACUGUUCAUUGUGCUAUUGUUUUUAUUUCCAUAAAAGUAAAAAAUAAUCCACUUCAGCGUAUUUGUUCACACCAAUGAAGAAAGGCAAAAGCACCAGAGUUGCCAUAUGAAAUGAAAAAGCAGAUAUUACACAGGCGGCACGGUGGUGUAGUGGUUAGCGCUGUCGCCUCACAGCAAGAAGGUCCGGGUUUGAGCCCCGUGGCCGACAAGGGCCUUUCUGUGCGGAGUUUGCAUGUUCUCCCCGUGUCCGUGUGGGUUUCCUCCGGGUGCUCCGGUUUCCCCCAAAGACAUGCAGGUUAGGUUAACUGGUGACUCUAAAUUGAGCGUAGGUGUGAAUGUGAGUGUGAAUGGUUGUCUGUGUCUAUGUGUCAGCCCUGUGAUGACCUGGUGACUUGUCCAGGGUGUACCCCGCCUUUCGCCCGUAGUCAGCUGGGAUAGGCUCCAGCUUGCUUGCGACCCUGUAGAACAGGAUAAAGCGGCUAGAGACGAUGAGAUGAGAUGAGAUAUUACACACCAAAUAUAUCUCAGCUAGGUGACUGCAUUUGGAGUGAGGGACGAAUAGUAGUAAUAAAAUGCUAUGGAGUCUUUUUUUUUUUCCUCCAGUCUCAGGGACGGGAAGACUUUAGCUUCAGUGUUGGGUUAAACAUACAAACUUAGAUUUCUCGUUUGAAAAUAUUUUAUAUCAGAACUGUGAUAGAAACACAUGACAUGUUGGAAACAGAUUUGAAGUAAUUUGUUUGGUGCGAUGUUGAAAACAGUGUUGCUACUGUGGAAACAAUAUAGAGCUGCACUGCCAUCUAGUGGUUACUUUAUGUCUGUGCAUAUAUGUUAGGUAUGUGUCUGUCUGUCUGUCUGUCUGUCUGUGUACAAAAAUAUAUGACAGUCACUGAA
This is a messenger RNA of Neoarius graeffei (lesser salmon catfish), 4796 nucleotides long. RefSeq names its product protein FAM83F-like. Bases 144 to 1646 code for a protein of 500 amino acids. The transcript is spliced from 5 exons. The record is from RefSeq and is a predicted model, not a curated record. Lineage: Eukaryota; Metazoa; Chordata; Actinopteri; Siluriformes; Ariidae.